Molecule: messenger RNA, 1310 nt
Organism: Poecilia reticulata (guppy)
Lineage: Eukaryota; Metazoa; Chordata; Actinopteri; Cyprinodontiformes; Poeciliidae
Gene: crybb1l1
Product: crystallin, beta B1, like 1
Biological process (GO): visual perception; lens development in camera-type eye
Molecular function (GO): structural constituent of eye lens
Source: RefSeq, a predicted model, not a curated record
UCCUCCUCCUGUGGGCGCCAGCGUAUAAAAGCGAGGGGCGCUCUCCGAGCCGCACACACUCUGAGUGAGGCUCGGCGCAGGCAUCACACACAUAAACAGCAAUCAUGUCCACUGGAGAUAAGCCCAAGACUUCCUCCCAGACUGACGGCAAGGCCACCCAGGGCAAGAAGUCUGAGAUGGGGAUGAUGUCCUACAAGAUGUACGUGUUCGAUCAGGAGAACUUCCAGGGUCGCAUGAUCGAGAUCGUCAACGAGUGCAUGAAUGUGUGUGAGAUGGGCAUGGACCGCGUGCGUUCCCUGCGCGUUGAGUGUGGACCCUUCGUUGGAUUUGAGCAGAUGAACUUCUGCGGUGAGAUGUACAUCCUGGAGAAGGGCGAGUAUCCCCGCUGGGACUCCUGGAGCAACUGCCAGAGGAAUGACUACCUGCUGUCCUUCAGGCCUGUCAGAAUGGACCCCGAGAAGCACAAGAUCUGCCUGUAUGAGGUGGGAGAGUUCAAGGGCCGCAAGAUGGAGAUCAUGGACGACGACGUCCCCAGCCUGUUCUCCUAUGGCUUCACAGACAGAGUGGGCAGCAUCAUGGUCGGCUGUGGAACCUGGGUGGGAUACCAGUUCCCCGGAUACCGCGGCAGCCAGUACCUGCUGGAGAAGGGCGACUACAGGCACUUCAACGAGUACGGCGCCCGCUACCCACAGUUCCAGUCCGUGAGGCGUAUCCGUGACAUGCAGUGGCACCCACACGGCUGCUACACCAUGGCCAGCAAGUGAGGCUCAGGGAAGGAGAGAAAGAGAAAGAGCGUUAGUGAGGGAGAGGGGCGGAGGAAGAGGGAGCGGGGGAGAGAUGUCUGAGGUCUUCAUCUCAGUGCCUCUUGAAGGUCUGUGAUCUAACGGAGUGAAAGGAGAAGGUCUGCGUCUGUCCCCCGCCCCCCCGAUCAGAGACGAGACCUAUGUGGAACGACCAGCUGGACCAGUAAAAACCACCAGAUCCACCCUCCAUCCCUCUCUGUCUCUACUUUUCUCUUUCUCCCCUCUGGGCUGCACUUUGCUUCCCCCUUUUUCUUCCUUUUUUUUUUUWAAACUCUCUCAGUUCAAACCCCCUCCACAGUCGUCUGAGACACCAGAGAGGAAACUCAGUACCUCUUGCUGUUUUACACACACGAUUCUCGGCUCAGGGUAUGAUGCACCAUGGGAAACUGAGUCCCACUCCGCCCCCUCCGCCCCUGUCUCCUCUUGCCCCUAUGCUUUACAAACCCUCUCUGCUGUACAGAAUCUUGGCCAAGUUUUCAAUAAAAAGAAAAACUUUGAUUUCAAAGA